AUGCCACUGAAUAUACUAUUUAUAAAUAAUUUUGGAGAAAACAUUUUAAAAUUUUUCAAUCCCAAUUUGAAAUAUGGAAGGAGGGUUACUAAAAACUGGUUCCUCGUGAACCCUACCCAUUUUUUUUUAGCAUUUUUAUUAUAUGUUCUUUUUAUUGUGUUUGCAUAUGUAUAUAAGGCUUAUUUUGUUACAAAACAAAAAUACGAUAGAAGCUCAUCAAAAAUAAAAAGCUCUUCUAGUUCUAAGUAUAAACAUACUCGCUUGGAUGGUGUAGUAGAGAAAUUGUUGCCUGUAUACAACUUGAUACAAAUUUUAUUAAGUUUAGUAAUAACUGUGUUGACAAUAUAUGAAGCGAGAAAAAGGAAGUUUUCGGUUUUUUACAAUUACGUAGAUUUUUCCAAAAAAAAUAUUGCCUUUUGUUGCUGGUUGUUUUACUUAAAUAAAUUAUUUGAUUUUAUGGACACCGUACUAAUUUUUUUGAGAAGAAAAUGGAACCAAUUUACCUUCCUUCAUAUAUAUCACCAUAUAUCUGUCUUUCUAAUUAUGUGGAUUAACACAAGUGUUGGUUACGAUGGGGAUAUAUAUUAUGUCAUUACUAUCAACUCUAUUGUACACUUCAUUAUGUACCUUUACUACUUCAUUGCAAGCUUAAAAUUUAGUAUACCACUAUUUGCUAAAGCGUGUGUCACCUAUAUUCAAAUGAUACAAUUCAUAUGCAUAAUGAUCCCAACAUCCAGCGUUUUGUAUUUGAAAUAUAAUUCCUUAUAUCCAAGAAAAUUAAUGGCUUUGAGUUUCUACUACAGCAUCACCUUAUUAGUUUUGUUUGCGCAAUUUGCGUAUAAUGCUUAUAUCCGACCAAAAAAGAAGGUCGCUUAA
Plasmodium malariae is the source of this 876-nucleotide messenger RNA. Its product is annotated as long chain polyunsaturated fatty acid elongation enzyme, putative. The transcript has 5 exons. Gene Ontology annotation, cellular component: endoplasmic reticulum membrane. The coding region runs from base 1 to 876 and encodes 291 amino acids. NCBI's taxonomy places the organism in Eukaryota, Apicomplexa, Aconoidasida, Haemosporida, Plasmodiidae. Gene Ontology annotation, biological process: fatty acid elongation, monounsaturated fatty acid; very long-chain fatty acid biosynthetic process; fatty acid elongation, polyunsaturated fatty acid. Gene Ontology annotation, molecular function: fatty acid elongase activity. The record is from RefSeq and is a predicted model, not a curated record.